AUGUGCUGUGAUGCCACUCAGCCAGUGGAUUUGGGAGAGGGGGAGGGGCAAGAGGGGAUAGGCGGAAUGGGGCAGAUGCAGGAGACCGGAGCAAUGGGGGAGAUGGGGGAGAAUGAAGGGGGGCAGAGUGGGGGGGAUUCUGAGGAGGCGACUCAGGAGAAACAAGUAGAGGCAGAGGAGGUGGAUGGUCGAGUGCGGUAUGUGGGACAUGAGGAGCAACAGGGGGAGCUCCAGCAACGGUUUCAAAAAGAGCAACACCAGGGGUUUCAGCAACAGCAGCAGCAGCAGCAUGCGGAGCUGCAACAGCAACAGCAGAAGCAGCAGCAGCUGGAGGUGCCACAACAGCAGGGGGUUGCCGCAGAGCACAGGGGAGCAGCGACAGAGUCAGCAGAGCUGAAUGAAGGCGGACAUUUUGGCAUGGAGAGCAACGGCGGACUUGGUGAGGGCAAGGAGAGCAGCAACGGCGAUGAGGGCAAGGAGAACAACAGCGAUGGUGAGAGGGGUAUUGGCAGUGGUAGUGGCAGUGAAGGGAAGGAUUCUUCACCGUUGGAUCUUCUGAUGCUCGCCCUGUCAGACAAACAGGGUGGGGAUGGGCAGAAGGAGUCUGUGGGACUGCAGGGCACGAUGGAAAGGGGGGAUGAUAAGGAGGGAGAAAGAUGCAUAGAUAGAGGGGAGAAUCGAGAGGAAAAUGGACUGCAGGGUGAUGGAUGUCAAGCAGUGCCUUUAAGUUAUCCUUUUGCUGCUCCCACCACUGCUGGUGCAGCUGCCAACAGCACACCACCCCUGGCGUCUGCCAAUGUUGCUGUUUUAGCUGAAGUGGGGGAUAAGAGCAGAGCGGGGACAGCCACAGCGCUUGGGGGUGAAGCAAACAUGGGGGGCCUUAGGGAGGGGUUAUGUGGGGCAAGUGGGGGAGAAGUGAUUGGGGCAGGGGGAGGUGUGGUGGGCAGCUGUGGGGCUCCGGCUGUGGGUGGGUGUGAUGCUAUGCCGGGUGCGUUAGGGAGUGGUGCGCUUGGUGCUGCGUUUUGGAUCCGCAGCAGUGGUCCGGGCAUGAGCAACGGCACGUGGGGCGAGUGGAUGGGGCCUGCUAGGUCCGGUGAAACGGAGAUCGUCGGCGGGCUAGAUCCGGAAGGGCAUUCAGGCGUAGACAACGAUGACAAUCCCUCGCAUGUUCCUGAGGAGUUCUAA
Closterium sp. Yama58-4 is the source of this 1185-nucleotide messenger RNA. The record is from the annotation of a GenBank genome assembly. NCBI's taxonomy places the organism in Eukaryota, Viridiplantae, Streptophyta, Zygnematophyceae, Desmidiales, Closteriaceae.